AUGGCCCAUAUUGUCACCAAAAAAUAUGUGGAUGCCCCAUUCUGGGCCGCCACCUGUAGUCAUGUCAGUGUCCAAGGACCCUGCUUCUGUUGGGGCCAUGCCAGUCUGGGUGACCUGCAUUGGCACCCUGGGGCCAUGAUGACAUCCGAGUCUGAAGUGGUGCCGAAGGCCAUGUCUGUGUCCGUGGCCCUGCAGCAGCUAGGGGCCUAUCUAUGUAGUCCAGCCCCUGGGGAUGACAAUGAAGAUGAUCUAAGUAUGCUUGCUCAAAUCACUCUUAAUCCUGAUGACCGUUCCCACCAAAUGAGAGUGACAUACUGUGGCCAGGGGCAGUCCUACUGUGAGCACAUGGCUGUGCUCAAGUUGGUGUGUGCUGAUACCAAAAUCAAUCGUGGAUAUGGGCUCUUUGUGGCUUUCUCUGUGGCUAGCUUUGAUUUAAUUGUCAUCAGUGCAUCUUAUGUGAUGAUUCUGAGAGCUGUGCUGAGGUUGCCCUCAAGUGAAGCCCGCCUCAAAGCUUUUGGUACAUGUGCUUCUCAUAUUGGUGUAAGCUUAACCUUAUAUAUUCCAGCCCUUUUCACCUUCCUUACCCACCGAUUUGGCCACCAUGUGCCCCGUGUUGUGCACAUCAUGUUUGCUAAUGUCUACCUGCUGGUUCCUCCCAUGCUCAACCCCAUCAUCUAUGGAGUUAGAACCAAACAGAUCAGGGACAGAGUUAUCCAAGGAUGUUGUAGGAAAGGCCCUUGA
This is a messenger RNA of Microtus ochrogaster (prairie vole), 741 nucleotides long. RefSeq names its product olfactory receptor 52R1-like. Gene Ontology annotation, biological process: G protein-coupled receptor signaling pathway. The record is from RefSeq and is a predicted model, not a curated record. Gene Ontology annotation, molecular function: G protein-coupled receptor activity; olfactory receptor activity. Lineage: Eukaryota; Metazoa; Chordata; Mammalia; Rodentia; Cricetidae. Gene Ontology annotation, cellular component: plasma membrane.